AUGCUCUCCGAUCGCCUUCCGGUCCUUUUCGUCGCCGUCCUGUGGACUGCGGCCUUUGUUUUGCAUGCGCUUUUGCUUGCCUUGAUCUCGGAUGUGAGCGCCAUCAAGUGCUACUCCUGCGUCAAGAAGCUAAUCCCGGGAGCCGGUCUACAAGAAACUCUCGCUCUUGCCGACCUAGGGAUCUUCGACUUGACCUCGCUGGCUGAUGACGGCGACGACAAUUGCAAAUCGACUAACGACGACACACCGACGUGCGAAUCCAACAAAUACUGCACGUAUGGAAUCGGGCCCGAUGAUGGCGCAAUGGCCGUUCGCCGCUCGUGCGUACCAGAGGACGCUGAGUCCCACAUUGAGAACACCCUCAACCAGGGGACUGGGUGCGGCAGUGCUGCCGGCCCUGUCACCAUCAUGGCCUGCGCGUGCGACAGUGACUUGUGCAACGGGAAAGCUGUGCCC
Messenger RNA from Mesorhabditis spiculigera, 456 nucleotides. The record is from the annotation of a GenBank genome assembly. NCBI's taxonomy places the organism in Eukaryota, Metazoa, Nematoda, Chromadorea, Rhabditida, Rhabditidae.